Messenger RNA from Cimex lectularius (bed bug), 3108 nucleotides. RefSeq names its product GRAM domain-containing protein 2B-like. The transcript is spliced from 11 exons. Gene Ontology annotation, molecular function: sterol binding; sterol transfer activity. Gene Ontology annotation, cellular component: plasma membrane; endoplasmic reticulum membrane; endoplasmic reticulum-plasma membrane contact site. The coding region runs from base 318 to 1604 and encodes 428 amino acids. NCBI's taxonomy places the organism in Eukaryota, Metazoa, Arthropoda, Insecta, Hemiptera, Cimicidae. Gene Ontology annotation, biological process: intracellular sterol transport. The record is from RefSeq and is a predicted model, not a curated record.
UAUUUAACAAAACCUUCGACGUGUUUUUCUGUGUUUUAUUUUAAAUAUUUAGUCCAAUCGGUUUUAGGUUCUUUGUAAUAUCGGGAAUAAUCUAAAUGGAGAUCUUUCCGACUGGUUUCAAGUUCAGACGUCACUCGACUCGUCUAUAGACGAAGAUGAGUAAGUACAAUAUAGGCUGCAACAGAUCUCAGAUCCUUUACUAAUGACAAAGGUUUGUUAUUCUCGUCAGGGAGUAAAGAGCGGAUGCCCCAAACCAGACUUUCCUCAAUUGACAAAACGUAGCAAGAAGUGGAAUACAAUAGUACUAUGAGUAAUACAUGUCUAAGAGGAUCUGGCGGAAUCUGAAAUUACUGACACGUAAAAUAUCCGAGCAGUCCGAUUGUUCUUUAUUCCGUUCGUUGGAGGCAGUUAAAAAAACGUCGAAGGAGAAGCUGCGCGGUCAAAAGGGGCGUAGCGGCCAGCUGAGCGUAACUACGAGGGAGGAUGAUGAACCACCGACUACACCAGCCACUCCACCCCCGGCCUAUUCCCAACACAGGAUAGAGAUGGUCCCUGGUGGCAAGGGUGGGGGUGGGGAAUCUACAUACCUCAAUGCGCAGCAGUGUGCCUCUGCUGCUGCAGCUGCUGCCGAAAUACUUACAUCAACACCAGGCAGCAGUAAAGCAAGACAAAAAAAGUUCCAUAGGCAUUUUAAGACUGUACCACCUGAUGAAAAAGUUCUAAAUUAUUAUUCAUGUGCUCUUGUAGCCGAUAUUUUACUACAAGGCCAUUUGUACAUUACCCGAAAUUAUUUUGCUUUUUAUUCUAACGUGUUUGGAUAUGUAACCAAGCUUCUCAUUCCAACGUCCAUGGUGCUUAAGGUUACAAAAGAAAAGACGGCUUAUAUUAUUCCCAAUGCUGUCGGUAUUACAACAGAAGAGGACAAGCAUGUUUUUGGCUCUCUGUUGUCAAGGGACAGCACCUAUAAACUUAUGGUUCAAGUGUGGAAUGCAGCACUUACUCCGACUCCCACUCACCAACCUCAUGCUCACACAACUAAAGUAGAGUGUAUUGAAGAAGUGAUGAAAGAAGACUUGGAAAAUAAUAUUCAGACUAUGCCCAUUCUGCAGGAUGAAGAAUCAAGUUUAUCAGGUAGUGAAUCAAAUUUUGAUUCUAAGCUUUCAAACACAUCAGUAGAUAUUUCUUCAAAAGGAGCAAAACACAAACUAGCUGUCAAAGUGAAAUCCUAUCAUGAUAUGUUUUCUCAAACAGCACCGACAAAACAAAGCUUCACGCAAUUCUAUAAUUUUUUGAGCUCAAUUCCUAGGCCAACACUCCUACUUGUGAUAUCUACAUUACUGUUAGUUAUAUUGUUUGCCUCAGCUGCAAUACUCUUGUUCAGGAUAGCCAGACUGCAACAAGGCUACAAUGACGAAUCUUAUUUUAAAGGAAGAUCUGUUAGUGAAGUUCAAGCGUUUAUAAACUCUAAUUUAGAACAUAUAUCUAAGGUCCGACAGUCCUUAGAAAGGCUAUCAUUUUUAAUAGAAAAUGGGGGAAAUGAAAUCGGUCGACAGAAAUGGCAAUAUACAAGUUCUAGUGAUAAUUACCAUCAACACAAAAGUUAGCGUACUAUGAUUCUACUUCCACUUCGUUACGAUCAUCAAUAUCUUCUUAUUCUUCUUUCAAGCUCGUUUUAGGCUUCCAAAUAUUAUUUUAGAGUGAAAAAAAAUUAAGAAAAGAGUAAUAGUAACAAAGCCUUGCUAAGGCACACCGUUCAUCAUGUUGCCAAUUUUAAAAGUAUUAUUAGCUUCUAUUUAAGUGGAGAAAUAUCAUAGAAUAAGAAUAUUUCUAGGUUAUUGACAAUAUUGUAAAGUAGGGCAAAUUCUUAUCAUUAUAGAGACUGUACUUAAAAUUAAUCAUUGAAUUAGAUAGUGAUAACCAUUGGUACUAAUAAUGGAAACCCUACCUAAACAAAUAACUAGAAAGUCAGAUGUACUUGGCUUGACGGCUAAAUUUUAAUAAGAAAAAACAAUUUUUGCUUUUUGUUGUUAGUUUUUAUAUUCUGUGUUUUGUUAUUAUAUAAAGUUUCAAUUAAUUAUUACAUUUUAAAAGAUGAUUCUAAAAUUACCAUUGUGGUCUAGGGUUGGCGGUAGUUUCAUUAACUUAGUAUUCAUUAUGGGUUGUAAAUGUUAAAAAUGUGAGUUAUAGGGGAUCUUAUUUCUGAAAUUUGUUUUUAGCUACAAAUUUCCCAAAAUCUGGAAUACCAACCUCGGUCUUUUUUGUUUUUAAAAGACUCAUUGUCAUUAUGAUCACAACACUGCUCAGAUCGGCACAAAAUAAUUUAAUUUAGUUUAAACUUUUGUGUGCACUUUAUCUAAUCAUUUUUUUAUUACAGUGAUCAUGUUUUUAUUGUUUAAAUGAUAAAAACCCAUGUGAAUCAUAUAAACAAAUAUGUAAUUCUAAAUGCCCUCGGCUAUUUCAUAAACCCAACUAGACAACUCAAUUUUAAAUAAAUUGAUAAUAAAAGUAAACCAAAAUGCUCUACUUAGUUGUUAUUAAGAAACUACCUAUAUUUUAUUACAGUAGAUAAUUAUUUAAAAUAGAAUUGUACAUAAGGUGAAAAGUAAUUAGUAGACUGGGCAAACAUGUAGAAGAAUAAAUGGAAAUUCAUGUAAAUUUAUUUGAAACUGCUAUGUUACAUAUCAUUUUAUUGUUAUUUGUUAUUGUUACUUUUCUAUUUGUUCAAGUAAAUUAUUUUUAAGAUGUUUUGUUAAGUUAAUUAUGUAAAUAGAAUUGAUAUAAUUUACUUUUAUUAAGCCAUUUUAUUUAUAUUAUUUAUUAAGGAAUAUGGCGACUUUAAUCAUUACUAGUUACAACACAAUGAUGUAACAGCAAUUGAUUUGUUCGUAAAAUAUUAUAUUGUGUUGUGGUUAGCAUAUAAAAUUUGUGAUAAAGCAUACAGUGAGUGCAAUGGAGGUAUUUUUUGUAUUGUGGGAUCCUAGCUGUAAAUUUAGAAAGGUUGAAUGUAAUUUUUGUAUGAAAUAUUAAAAAAAUUGGCUUUAAAAUUCAAUUUGAAAAUAUUUGUAGGUAUGUAACAAUCUGCAUAUUCAAUUGUAGAAAUUAAAACAA